Messenger RNA from Malus domestica (apple), 1480 nucleotides. Its product is annotated as beta-ureidopropionase. The record is from RefSeq and is a predicted model, not a curated record. NCBI's taxonomy places the organism in Eukaryota, Viridiplantae, Streptophyta, Magnoliopsida, Rosales, Rosaceae. Gene Ontology annotation, molecular function: beta-ureidopropionase activity.
UUCAAUAAUUUAAUAAUCAUCAGCACCAGCAGCACCCGAAGUAUCACUUCACCACAGGAGGAAAAAGAAGAGAGAGACGAAUAAUGGAGAAAACAGACGCCAUCGAUGGAAAAGUUGACGAGGCUUCUUCUCGUGAGGGUUCCGUUUGUGGGUACGACUCACUUCAUCACCUCUUGAGCGCCAAUCUCAAACCCCAUCUCUUCCAGGAAGUCAGCCGCAUUCUUUUGGGUCUGAAUCGCGGCAAGGGACUUGAAACAAUUUCUCUCCCAGAAUCUGCUAAGGUUCUCUCUUCAGGACAUGAUUUUGACCUCCAGGCCUACUGCUUUCUUGCUGACAAAGAAUUGUUGAGAGAACCCCGAAUAGUUAGGGUUGGUCUCAUUCAGAACUCUAUUGCUCUUCCAACCACUGCCCACUUUUUGGACCAGAAGAGGGCUAUCUUUGAGAAAGUAAAGCCAAUAAUUGAUGCUGCGGGUGCUUCAGGUGUCAACGUGUUAUGCUUGCAGGAAGCAUGGACAAUGCCAUUUGCCUUUUGCACGCGGGAGAAGAGGUGGUGUGAAUUUGCAGAGCCUGUAGAUGGGGAAUCAACGCGAUUUAUCCAGGAUCUUGCAAGGAAGUAUAACAUGGUCAUUAUAAGUCCAAUUCUUGAGAGAGAUGUCAAUCAUGGAGAUACUAUCUGGAACACUGCAGUCAUAAUUGGUAAUAAUGGAAACAUAAUUGGCAAGCACCGAAAGAACCAUAUACCAAGAGUUGGCGACUUCAACGAGAGUACUUAUUAUAUGGAAGGGAAUACUGGGCAUCCAGUGUUCGAGACGGCUUAUGGAAAAAUUGCUGUUAAUAUAUGCUAUGGAAGGCAUCAUCCUUUGAAUUGGUUAGCAUUUGGCUUGAAUGGUGCAGAGAUUGUUUUCAACCCUUCCGCCACUGUGGGCGAACUCAGUGAACCAAUGUGGCCCAUUGAGGCUCGUAACGCUGCAAUUGCAAAUAGCUACUUUGUUGGAUCAAUCAACCGUGUAGGAACUGAGGUUUUCCCAAAUCCAUUCACUUCUGGUGAUGGGAAGCCAGAGCAUGCAGAUUUCGGGCAUUUCUAUGGAUCCAGCCAUGUUUCAGCCCCAGAUGCCUCAUGCACUCCAUCUCUGUCACGCCAUAGGGAUGGCUUGUUGAUCUCAGACAUGGACCUCAACCUCUGCAGGCAGUUAAAAGACAAGUGGGGAUUCCGAAUGACUGCUCGUUAUGACCUGUACGCAGACCUGCUUGCUAGUUACGUGAAGCCGGAUUUUGAACCCCAAGUCAUUUCCGAUCCCUUGUUGCAUAAGAAGUCUCCCUGAGUUUUAAUUUCAAGUAGGUAUGCAAUCUGAACAUGUAACAUGUGAUUUCAAAAAGUGCAUUUGUAAGAAUCCAUUUCUCAUCAGUUUCAAAAUAAAAGUGUUGGGUAUCUGUAGAAUCCAGUUCUUACAGAUACUUCCAACUGAAGUUUUCUUCAAUA